UCUGCUGGCGGCGCUGGCUCUCCUUUGGCCGUGCUGAAACCUGAUGAUGCUGCCAUGCUUCCCACCGCUGGUCUUGCUUUGCUCGGCCUUCUCCUUGGGGCACCCCUGCCCUGCCAUCUGCAGCUGCAUGGACUAUCACACCAUCGACUGCCGGGGUCGAGGGCUGCCUCACCUCCCCACCCCGUUCCCCCUGGACGUACGGAAACUUCUGAUCGCCAACAACAACAUCCAGAAAAUUCCAGAAGACUUCUUUGUCUUCCACAGUGACCUGGUCUACUUGGACUUCAGGAACAAUUCCAUUACUACUCUGGAAGAUGGCACAUUCAGCAGCUCCAGCAAGCUGGUAUAUUUGGAUCUGAGCUAUAACAACUUGACUCAGCUGGGCGCCGGCAUCUUCCGGUCAGCAGAGAGGUUGAUCAAGCUACACCUCGGGAACAACCACCUGGUAGCGGUGGACGAGGCUGCUUUUGAGAGCCUGGACCAGCUCCAGGUGCUGGAGCUGAACCACAAUGACUUAAAGGCGCUGGAUGUGGCCGCCCUGGAGGCACUACCCAGCCUACGGAUCCUCCACCUGGAAGGCAACCCCUGGCUCUGCAACUGUGACUUUGCCAGCCUCUUCCGCUGGCUGGAGGAGAACGCCUUCAAACUCCCGAAAGGUCUCAGUGAAAUCCAGUGCACUGUCCCCAUGGAGGACAACUCCAUCUUCCUCAGUGAAUUAACAGAAGCCAGUUUUAGGGAUUGCAAAUUCAGGUUGUCCCUGGUGGACCUUCUGAUCAUCAUCUUCUCUGGGGCAGCCGUCUCCAUCGCUGCGAUCAUUUCUAGCUUUGUCCUGGCGCUGCUCGUGAACUGCUUCCAGCGGUGUGCGCCCAGCAAAGAUGAUGAAGAAGAGGAUGAAGAAGACUGAGUCACCUACCCUCUACCUCUACCUGCACCCACCUUCCAUGUUCAGAUGGGGGGAAGGGCCACCACUUGUUAAAAAGGGCAACUCAGCCCUACAGCUUUACAAUGCCACUUCCACAGGCUGACCUGGAGUUUCUCCAGUGGGAUUGAAAUAUGCUUCCUGGGGAAAAGGCAACUUUCCCCAGGAGCACUUGGAUCCACUCCAGUGGUUACAAGUGACCGUCUCUCAGAAGGCAAGAAGAAACAGAGAAGCAGGAGGCAGACUGGUAGUGCAUUUUAAAUAGUCUCUCUGUGAUGUAAUUUAGAGAACAGACAGCUGCAAAUCAGCAGGAAAUCCAUCUGGACAAAUCUCCUACGAUCCGAAGGAGAGGGGCCCACGUAAUGCAGGAUGUGGGCUUCAUCCACUGAUGAACUUCUCCAGUUCCUCUCAGGGAACGCUGCCCGCUUGCUGUCUGAAGAAGGGCCCUUCCUUGCAGUGGAGCCCAAGACACCACGCCAUCUGCGCGCUGCCAUGCUGGCCUUGGCAGCCAACUUGCCUCGGGACACAGCCAUCCCACCUCUUUUGGUUUGGCAUGCCCUGGGUGAGCAGACCGAGCCCUUGCUGCAGCGGCAUCAGCUGCAUCCGCCCUGCCUGGGACAUCUCCUACUGCAGGUGGAAGAACUUCUUGGAACAUCUCCUGUACUGCUCAGCCAACAGGAGCAGAAGGACGCGAGCCAGACAGAGUGCCUGAAAUGGCUGGGUGACCGUCAUUAUCUUCUUCUCUGUUUUGGGAAUAACUUUCAUUCAUUCUCAUGGAAAAGAAAUGGCGCUGGUUCUUUGUUUCUCCAAAAGAGAAGAGCAUUUUCGUCAAAUUUUUGAGAGUGUGAUACUUGCACUUACCUCAGCUCUAAGCGGGUCGGGGGUCUGAAUGUCCAGCCUUUCCUUGGAGAAGCACUUCUCCAGCUUGGCUCCCCAUUUUCCCCCUUUUCCAUGAAGGGGAAGUCUGUCAGGUCUAGCCCAAGGAACUCCAAGAGACAAUGCCAAUUCAGUCCAACUAUGUUUAUUAGCUACAACCUCUAGCAAGAAAAGACUAGAGGUUGUAGCCAGACUAAAACCUCCCAAAGUCCUCCAGCCACAACAG
Python bivittatus (Burmese python) is the source of this 2021-nucleotide messenger RNA. The record is from RefSeq and is a predicted model, not a curated record. Lineage: Eukaryota; Metazoa; Chordata; Lepidosauria; Squamata; Pythonidae.